Molecule: messenger RNA, 1278 nt
Organism: Setaria italica (foxtail millet)
Lineage: Eukaryota; Viridiplantae; Streptophyta; Magnoliopsida; Poales; Poaceae
Exons: 1
Coding region: 318-905 (195 amino acids)
Source: RefSeq, a predicted model, not a curated record
CUUCUGGAGCACAUGCAACGCAACCCUACUUGCUGACCUCCUCCUCCUGGCUCUCCUGCUCACCGGCCACCACACCGCCACCCUCCUCUAUAUAAACCCCUGGCGCCCCACAGGCCAAACUCCAUGCCCAACCAUCCAGCAACGCUCACCUAGAAAACUGUUACCCACCUAUUAAUUUGAAGAUCAUUUGUAGACACCACCACACUCCUCUGCUGUUUCUUAACAGCUGCAAUUGCAACCUGCAUAUACCCAGUGUGAGAUUCUGAGCGAGCGGCGUCGAUCGCUCGCAUCGCAUCGCAAGCAAGCGAGCAAUCAAGAUGAAGACGAAGGCCUCGGCGUUCUUGAAGCAGAUGGUGUCGACCAUCGUGGCGGCGGUGAAGGCCAAGUCCACGGCGGUGCGCGUCAAGACCAGCGCCCUCAAGACGCGCCUCCUCAUCCUCGGCAUCCUCCGCAACAAGAAGAUGCUCAUGGCCGCUAUCAACCACAAGAUCCACGCCAUCAUGGGCAACCAGCACCAGCAGCAGCUGGCGGACAAGGACGCCGCCACCGGCGACGGCGACGACAGCGCCAAGAAGGCCAUCGUGCUGUACGCCGCGCCGAGCUUCUCCGACGCGGAGCUCGUCGCGCACGAGGUGGAGGCCCAGGACGAGGAGGACAGCGACGACUACCUGACGCACACGCUGUUCGCGGAGGAGGAGGACGAGCUGGUGAGCGCGCCGGGGUCGGUCAUCGACGUGAUGCGCGACGCCAGGGAGAGGGAGGACGGCGAGGGCGCCGAGUUCCGCCUCGAGGACGAGAUCGACCACGUCGCCGACGUCUUCAUCCGCCGCAUCCACCGCCAGCUCAAGCUCCAGAAGCUCGACUCAUUCAAGCGCCUCUGCGAGAUGCUCGAGCGGGGCGCCUGACGAUUGAUCAAUCAAGCAUGCAUGGAGGCCAAGAUUCGUACUGAGCUGAAGCUAAGAUCAAGUUUAUAUAAUUAUCAGUUACUUAAUUAACGUGCAUGGAGUGGUGGAUUAAUCCCGUGCAUGUAAUUAAUGUAAGUAGAAGGAAGAAUAAAGGUGGGCAGGGCGAGAAGAUGCUUUCCUUAAGCAAGGGUUUACAUAAGUAGUAGAGGGAUGGCAGCUGGGUUUAACAACUGUAGUCUUGUUCUUUGGUUCUUUUGGGGGAACAUUGGUCAUGUGCUCAAAGCUUUCAAGGAAUCAAUAAAAGCGAAAAAAAAAAGAGAGAGAGUGUAUAGAUUGGACAAAUGUGAUUGGAUGAACCUGAGGGAGUUCUUUC